UCGAAAUUGUGUUGAAAUUAUUUGAUAUUCAAUCCAGAAGCCAAAUUUAGCUGGGUUUCUAUUGAGUCUUUUCGUUGAAUUUGAAUAAAAAUGCCACGUGAAGAACGCAAACAACACCGCCACAAAUCUGGUUCACGACAAAGUGAUUCUUCGGUGAAGCAUAAUGUGCGUGCUUUUCGCCGCACACCAUCACUAUAUUGGGAUGUUCCACCACCGGGUUUUGAACAUAUCACUCCGCAGCAAUAUAAAGCAAUGCAGGCAUCUGGACAAAUUCCUGCGUCAUCAGUACCAGAUACACCUCAAGCUGCUGUCCCCGUCGUUGGUUCAACAAUAACACGCCAGGCACGCCGCUUGUAUGUCGGCAACAUACCAUUCGGCGUUACGGAAGAGGAAAUGAUAGACUUUUUUAAUCAACACAUGCACUUAUCGGGUUAUGCCCAGGCAGCGGGAAGCCCAGUGCUUGCUUGUCAAAUCAAUUUAGACAAAAAUUUCGCAUUUCUUGAAUUUCGUUCAAUCGACGAAACUACUCAGGCAAUGGCAUUUGACGGGCUUACUUUUAAGGCACAAGUCUUAAAAAUACGCCGUCCACACGACUACCAGCCGAUGCCUGGCGUAACGGAUCCACCUGGAGGAUUUAAUAUGGAUUUUAUGCCGGGUGUCAUCUCCAAUGUGGUGCCUGAUUCGCCACAUAAGAUAUUUGUUGGUGGAUUACCAAAUUAUUUAAGCGAUGACCAAGUUAAGGAACUUUUGCUAUCCUUUGGUUAUCUGCGCGCAUUUAAUUUAGUUAAAGAUUCCGCAACUGGAUUAAGUAAGGGUUAUGCAUUCUGUGCAUAUGCGGACUUAAACGUAACUGAUCAAGCAAUCGCUGGUUUAAAUGGAAUGCAAUUGGGAGACAAAAAACUAAUUGUGCAACGAGCUAGCGUGGGUGCUAAAAAUGCAGCGCUUAACAUUUUAGCCACACCCGUAACUUUACAGGUUCCAGGCUUAACAACUGUAAUCAGUGCUGGACUAUCUACUGAAAUUUUAUGCCUGUUUAAUAUGGUAACACCUGACGAGCUACGUGAUGAGGAAGAGUACGAAGACAUCUUAGAGGAUAUCAAGAACGAGUGCAAUAAGCAUGGAGUUGUACGCAGUAUCGAAAUUCCACGUCCAGUUAAAGGUGUAGACGUACCUGGUUGUGGUAAAGUGUUUGUGGAAUUCAACUCUAUACUUGACUGUCAGAAAGCGCAACAAGCCUUGACAGGACGCAGAUUUAGUGAUCGGGUUGUAGUGACUUCAUAUUUUGAGCCAGACAAAUAUCAUCGCCGAGAAUUCUAAUUACAU
Molecule: messenger RNA, 1323 nt
Organism: Teleopsis dalmanni
Lineage: Eukaryota; Metazoa; Arthropoda; Insecta; Diptera; Diopsidae
Product: splicing factor U2AF 50 kDa subunit-like
Exons: 6
Coding region: 91-1317 (408 amino acids)
Biological process (GO): mRNA processing
Cellular component (GO): U2-type prespliceosome; commitment complex; nuclear speck
Molecular function (GO): poly-pyrimidine tract binding; pre-mRNA 3'-splice site binding
Source: RefSeq, a predicted model, not a curated record